AUGACUUGGCGCAAGAACCGCUUUUCUUCAUCUCCGAGCAACCGUCCAGUGUCUUUUGGUGGUCGUUCUGGUCGUGGCGGACGUCGUCGUCCACCUGGAGAACCCACAGAUCAAGACAUUGCACGCAUGGUCCAGCAGAGCGCAUUGCGUGUGAAUGUGACGCUGGAAUUUGGAGCUGGAGACGAUGAAACAGACCGAUUGUGUCACGUUCUUAUGGCGUUUGAACAAAGUGUUGAAGCUCGACGCAGCCACGCAGUGACGGAGUGUCAUGACGUGCGCGUGCAGCUGCUGGAAUGCGGUUUGAACAAGUGGCAGGACUUGGUGGAACUGCAGCGCGUGUUGACGGCGUUCAAGAGAUUAACGGAUGGCGACGAGCAGUUGCAGCUGAUGGCCAAGACGUUGUUGCGUUAUGAUACCGAGUGGACGUUGCAUUUGAGAGUUGAGAGAGCGUCCGAGGACGCGCUGUGGAGGUUGGCGAGCAGUUUAAUGCUGAGACUCAAGAGCUGUGGUGUCAUGUCGAGAGUUUUGCUACCGACGUCUCUAUUGACGUUAUCGUUGGCGUCGACUGUUGUUGAUUGUGAAAAUGUGGACGUCGAAAAGUAUCACUGGGAAGGAAAACUAGUGUGGAGUCAGAUGAUGCUUUUUGUGGCGGGUGAGAAGAGAGAGGAGAUUCAAAGGGUGUUAUUUCCGCCAAUUCGAGAGGUGGUGACGGCUGCACGGGCUAAUCUUGAGGAACUGCGGUAUCCUGAGCUAGUGACUUAUAUGAAUGGUAUACUAAGUAGCAGUACUGACUCGGAAAGAGCUGUGGUAGUUAUUUUACGAGGAAUUCCAGGGAGUGGAAAGAGUACGAUUUGGCGCGAUAUGAAGGCGAUUUGUAGCCACAAAAGAGUAGUGUUCACAGCCUGUUCGGCUGAUUUUUUCUUCGAAACGAAGCGAGGAUAUAUUUUUGAUGUAACGAAGCUGAAAGCUGCCCAUGGAAAAUGCAAGACAGACUUUACGAAGGUCGUUGAAGACUCGUUUUCGCGUACAAACAAAGACAGCCGUCCUCACCAGCACGUUGUUCUGGUCGACAAUACCAAUACCCAGAGAUGGGAAUAUCAGCCGUACGAAGAUAUUGCAAAGGCUAAGGGCUGUCGUGUUCAUAUUGUUGAAAUGAAGUGUCCAGACAUUCUGACGGCAUUCCGAAUGGGCCAACGCAAUUCACACGGCGUCCCUCCUGACAAAGUUGUCGAUAUGUUUUUGCGGUGGGAAGCGGACAAGCGCGCUCGCUGCUUCAUGCCCCAAUUUGAGUAUCCUACGCUCUCCGCAAAUCCGCUUUCCGAUGGUGAUGUUGGACGUUUGACCUACCUCGGUCUGUUUUUGGAUGAUGUGUCGCGAACGAAGCUGACCACACAGAUUCGCACAGUACAUCUGAACAAAUAUGCUGACCACGUGACAUUGUUUUAUCGGCCGAACAAACAAUAUAUUAGGGAUGCUGAACUUGGUGCCCCAUUCCCUGUUCGUGGUGUUGAAGUUGUACAAGAUGACCGUGGCCAAGCUCUACGAGUCGAGCUGGAUGAGCGACUGCCUUUGCAAGUAAAAAGCAAAAUGCCGCAUAUCACGAUGUCGACAAAGGGUGGCGUGCGUCCGGUAUACUCUAACGAUCUCCUAGGCAGCUCUACAGCAAGACGAACGGUAAUUGAUCCGCCAAUCGAUUUAACAGCUCGUGUCGUGGCUGUUUUUCAUAUCCAGAAUCAGGAAGUGAAGAUGACAACGUCGCCAUUUGCCGUAGAUGCAGCGCCUGCCGACAUCGAUCACUUGCGUCCUAUCAACGAUGAUUGCGUAUUGGCAGAUACGAACCCACCUGCUAGUCCGGAAUUAUUUAUUUUGCACGUGAGAGAAUGCGAUCUUGCCGAUGAUGCUGAAGAGGCUACGACGAAGCUUUUGAAGAGGGCUCAGAUUCUGCACCAAAUGGGCUCCGAGCACAAGGGGCGCCGUCUGCUUUGCUUCCACGAAUCCCAGGUGUCCCCAUCGUUAUCAGUAUCAGCAUUGCUGAGCAAAAUACAAGCCUACUAUCGUUUCUCGUCAGCACAGAUUUUCGACGACGUGGUGGUGAUUCCUCACCCUUUUUCGUUCGAAGGGUUCAAAGAGACCAUUAACAACUUUGUGUCAGUAGCUGAUUUGGGGCAGACGAAACACCUUUCGAUGCUGACAACCGUCGAAGAAUCGAUGAUGUGGCCUCUUCGUGAGAUUAAUUUGCGUCAUGAUGCUGCUGUGAGCGUUUUCCGUACCGUUGUUGGAUUUGAAAGUGGUGCGAUGCGGGGUAAUACUGCGCUGGAACCUCCAUGCUCAACAUUCUUUUUGUUGUUGGAUUUGCUGAGCAUUAAUAUAGAGGAACGCACGCGGAGCGUAAUCCUUCGUGGCAUUGACACCGUUAGUGAUGCUUGGGAUAGAGUUUUGGGGGCUAAAGUCAACUGUUCAGUGCAACGCCUCGAUACAACUUUAAUUGGCUUGUCCGCAAGUGUUGUUGAUCUGUGCUUGGUGCUGCCAAAUGAGACUUCCCUUAGCGAGGUGCCAACACUUCGGAUGAAACUAUUGAGCGAACUUGACAAUACACGAAGUGUCCAUCAUGCUGUUGGUGGCUCGAGCGUUCCUGGUCUGAUCUACUUUAGCCUACGUACUGCAUCGAGCUACUCCCCCAUUUUCUGCAUGAAAAUGACAACACGAUCGAAGGAAUUCGGUGAUGGAGUUGACCCCAACAUCAUUGCCCAAUUAGAGUUCUGCGAGAAUCAAGUAAAGACAAGCCGCGCGAUUUGUGAUGUCGAGGUGUACAGUGUGCUAACUGCACUUCUUCGUGCGAUUUUGUUAAGUCGGUGUAGUAAGCUACUACCGAGCAAGUGCGAGCUAUCUUCCUUGGUCAAUCUCAUUAGUGAGCGGUUGAUUUUGCGAUAUUUUGGUACCAUCGAUUCAUCUGGUGGAGUGGAUGCAAUGCCGACGGCAGCGGACGUCGAGUCUGGCCGCAUUAUCUUCACGCUGUACCAAAUGCUGAAUUCUUUAUCAAAGCUAAACUCGGACGAGUGGGCUGUUGCAUUCGGGACCUCGCUGCAAGCGCUUCAAGGCAACAAAAACGCACAAACGGCAUGGAUUCGAGCGAUGAAAAAGGUAGUGCAAAACUGCACGGUCGUGAUGGAUUCCCAUCGCUGUAUUGAGGAAGGGUUGAAAAGGGCUAUCUCCUUGAAAUCAACGGACCAUCUUCAAGUCCUUGCCGCGCUUAUUAGGGCAAAUGAUGACGUAAUCAUUAAUGCAUCUUCCGUGCGUGCAUCCGUAAAGGUUUCCAGUCACCUCAAGUGGAGUCAAGUGCAUUCACUUGCGCUUUGUGACAAGCUACGGCACGAGGCGACGAUGGAAAUAGGACCUCAUGAUGACGACGAGCGUAAUCCAAAUCGCCCGGAUUUUUUCUCCUGUCGACCAAGUCUAGUUGCUCGCCACAUUGACGUGACGACGUCAUCGCUUGAGAAAUUACGCCAUAUCAUGGCGAAGAUUUCAAUGCUUGAUACUUUCGAGGACGAGAAUGAAGAUAAUGACUACAGGUACGUGAUUUGCCAGACAGAGAGUGACGAAGAAGGUUUUGUCGACGAGAGUCCAUCGUUUAUUGAAGCAAGCGCUGAAUACGAAGAAGAGAAGACCAUGUAA
This is a messenger RNA of Peronospora farinosa, 3672 nucleotides long. The record is from the annotation of a GenBank genome assembly. Lineage: Eukaryota; Oomycota; Peronosporomycetes; Peronosporales; Peronosporaceae.